AUGACAAAAAAACAAGGCCAAACCCCAGCCAACGGUCCUAAGGAGUGGGCAACAGGAACAAAGAUUGAAGUAGAAUUCGAUUCAACUUUUCAUCCAGUUGGUAAUAGAGCUUCUGAGUUAAAGACGGCAAUGGGAAAUAUAAUACGCAAUGGGUAUAGGGUUCCACUCACAUACAUUGAUUGGGAUUCAGUGCCCACUGAUGUGCUUGAUAGUAUUUGGAGUGAG
This is a messenger RNA of Ilex paraguariensis (yerba mate), 225 nucleotides long. The record is from the annotation of a GenBank genome assembly. NCBI's taxonomy places the organism in Eukaryota, Viridiplantae, Streptophyta, Magnoliopsida, Aquifoliales, Aquifoliaceae.